Oncorhynchus kisutch (coho salmon) is the source of this 2480-nucleotide messenger RNA. RefSeq names its product matrilin-2-like. Bases 163 to 2085 code for a protein of 640 amino acids. The record is from RefSeq and is a predicted model, not a curated record. Gene Ontology annotation, molecular function: calcium ion binding. Lineage: Eukaryota; Metazoa; Chordata; Actinopteri; Salmoniformes; Salmonidae. The transcript is spliced from 12 exons.
CACGACCACAAGUCACCAGCUUAACUCACUCGCCCGGGUGGAUUUCUUUUUCCUGCUUUACUUAUUUUUUACAACAUUUAAUUUAGAUUUACUGACUUUAUUUUGAUAUUAAGCUGCUGUCUGUCUGUCCACCCAUUUGUCCGUGGGUCCCCCUGGUCAAGGAUGAGGGCUCUGGCCUUCGGGCUCUUUUGCCUGCUCUGCUGCGAUGCAGUCCGAGUGGACCACAGAGACAGACGCCGUCCCAGACCAUCUGUCCUGUCCAGAGGACGCAACGACUCGGCCGUCCAGUCCAACUCAGUGGAGAGCCUGUGUAAAGGGAAGCCCCUGGAUUUUGUGUUCAUCAUCGAUAGCUCCCGCAGCGUGCGUCCCAGCGACUACGAGAAGGUCAAGAUCUUCAUCACCAACAUCCUGGCCUUCCUGGACGUGGGGCCGGAAGCGACGCGCGUCGGGCUGCUGCAGUACGGCAGCGUGGUGCAGAACGAGUUCUCCCUCAACACCUACAGCAGCAAGGCAGAUGUGGAGCGGGCGGUGAAGGCCAUGGACCACCUGGCCACCGGCACCAUGACCGGCCUGGCUAUCCAGUACACCAUGGAGACAGCCUUCACCGAGCCAGAGGGCGCCCGACCUGCCGACAUGCACAUCCCCCGCAUCGCCAUGAUCAUAACGGACGGGCGCCCCCAGGACACGGUGGAAGAGGUGGCGGCACAGGCCCGGCAGGCGGGCAUCCAGAUAUUCGCCAUCGGAGUGGGCAGGGUGGAUAUGAACACGCUGCGGGUCAUCGGGAGUGAGCCCCACUCGGAGCAUGUGUACCUGGUGGCCAACUUCAGCCAGAUAGAGACCCUCACCUCCGUCUUCCAGUCCAAUCUGUGUGGAGCGGAAGACCCGUGUGAUGUGGUGGACCAUGGCUGUGCCCACAUCUGUGCCAAGGUGCCAGGGGUACUUGGCUACGAGUGUCGCUGCCGGCUUGGGUAUGAACUCAACGAGGACGAGAGGACGUGCCGAAGAAUAGAUUACUGUGACCUGGGGAACCAUGGCUGUCAGCAUGACUGUGUCAGCUCUCCUGAGUCCUACGUCUGUAGAUGCACGAGGGGCUAUGUUCUCAACCGCGAUGGCAAGACCUGCAGCAAGAUUGACCACUGUGCUCUUGGCGACCAUGGGUGUGAACAUGAGUGUGUGAACACUGAAGAUGUAUUUUUCUGUAAAUGCAAUGAAGGCUACAUACUCAGACCUGAUAAUAAAGCCUGCAAAAAGCUGGAUCCAUGUUCCCUUGGUAACCAUGGGUGUGAGCAUGACUGUGUGAACACUGAAGAUUCAUUUGUGUGUAGAUGUCGAGAAGUCUACAAACUCAGACCUGAUAACAGAACCUGCCAGAAGGCAGUGUGUGGAGAUGGAGUGAUGGAUCUGGUAUUUGUAAUUGACGGCUCUAAGAGCCUGGGACCGGCCAACUUUGAGCUGGUCAAGCAGUUUGUGAACGGCAUCGUGGACUCUCUGGACGUGUCCGGCACGGGCACCCACGUGGGGCUGCUGCAGUACUCCAGUAAGGUCCGCACAGAGUUCAUCCUGGGUCAGUAUACCUCAGGCCUGGACAUCAACAGGGCCGUAUUGCGGAUGCAGUACAUGGGCAGAGGAUCCAUGACAGGUGCUGCCCUGCGUCACAUGUUUGAGUACAGCUUCUCUGCCAAGGAGGGGGCCAGGCCCGACAUACCACGGGUCAGCAUCGUGUUCACCGAUGGACGAUCCCAGGAUGAUGUGUCGAAAUGGGCCACUAAGGCAAAGGAUGCUGGUAUCACGAUAUAUGCACUUGGUGUUGGUAAAGCCAUCGAAGAGGAGCUCAGGGAAAUUGCUUCUGAGCCAGAUGAUAAGCAUUUGUACUAUGCUGAAGAUUUUAGCAACAUGGGAGAAAUUACAGACAAAUUGAAGUCACGGAUAUGUAAAGAGAAACCCUCCCCUCAAGAUAUGUGUAAGUGUGAGAACGUGAUGCUCUUCCAGAGGCAGGUCAACGAACAGCUUAGGAGACUGACCCAGAAUAUUGAGGUUGUGUCAGAAAGGAUGGAGACCCUUGAGAAUCAGCUUGAACCCAAAUGAAGGAUAAAGACAUUGUUUUCAUCUGUUCGUCCUCAACUGGCCUGCGGUGCAAGAGCAUUACUAAACUUCAAGGGAUAACUUUAAGCUAUUUCAACAAGCUACACUGAAAUAUUUUCUACAGUAACUGCUAUUUAUAUUCUGAACAAAACUAUGCAUUUAUGCAUGUGGCUGUGGACUGGAGUAAGUGAAGCCAAAAAUACUGUAUAUCUUUGCUACAUGCAGGUAUGUUUAUUUUUAAAAGUAAAAUGUUAUUUGGCAGAUAACUGCAAUUUAUAGAUACAAAUAUAACUCGUAUAAGAUACAGUACAUUUUAUAAUGACAAAUCAAAGUAAAAUGACUUGUAUUUCAAGCUAAAUACUUUAUUGCUGUUGUGAAUAAAAUCCCUGUUGAUCUUG